AUGGAUGCGUUCAGCGUGGCCGCCGGGACUCUAAGUAUCGUCCAAGCGGCGGUACAGAGUAUAAAUACGUUAAUCCAUGAUAUAAAUGCGAUCAAGGAUGCGCCCACCGUUAUCAAGGAUCUGCGAAGCGAACUAGCAGCCGUUCGCGCUAUCCUCACGGUGCUGGAUGAUGCGAGGAAAGAUUCAAAGCUCGACGCACUCAAUCCCGCGGUGAUAGCCGCGCUGCAGGUGGCUGUUGCGAGUUGUGAAACGGCCUGUGACCGGUUUGGAGCGAAGCUGAAGCGAUGGACUAGACAUUCCGAGGAUAGAGUCCACUGGCGGGAUCGUGUUCGCGUCGGCUUAUUUGCCGAGGCAACGAUCGAGGCUCUGAGGAAGCAGCUCGGCUGUUGCAAAUCUACUGUGAACAUGGCAGUUGGCACAGCAGCCUUGCUAACGUCGGCUGCAUCAAACCCCAUCACCGAUACCAUCAAACGUGGACUGCGGGAAAGGGAGCUUGCGAUCGAGCAGGACAUUAUGGAGAUAGACAAACAGGACGAGGAGAGGGAGAUGGUGCUACAGGAGGUCACUAGAGCGCAGCCUACGGAUAACAACAACAACGAUCCAUCCGAGGUGGUCGAGCAACUUGAGGACCAGCGGGCUGCACUAGGUGCAUCACGAAAGGUCUUAGAAGAUCUUCGAUCAGAAACACACCAGAUGCGAACCGGACAAAGGAUCACCAAGGUCGAGAUGAGUGACGGCGGGAAGCUUCUCGUUGGCCUCAUCAAUGUCGACGAUGGCGAUGGUGAGAUCCGUCAGGAAAUCCACGACAUCAAGGCCACGACCGGCGGGAAGGGCGUUGUGGGAAGGAUCAAAGGGUUUGACGUAAAUGCGUUUUUUGCCGACUAG
Molecule: messenger RNA, 885 nt
Organism: Penicillium riverlandense
Lineage: Eukaryota; Fungi; Ascomycota; Eurotiomycetes; Eurotiales; Aspergillaceae
Exons: 2
Coding region: 1-885 (294 amino acids)
Source: RefSeq, a predicted model, not a curated record